This is a messenger RNA of Scleropages formosus (Asian bonytongue), 3640 nucleotides long. It is a transcript of the gene prrt4b, whose product is annotated as proline rich transmembrane protein 4b. The record is from RefSeq and is a predicted model, not a curated record. The transcript has 4 exons. NCBI's taxonomy places the organism in Eukaryota, Metazoa, Chordata, Actinopteri, Osteoglossiformes, Osteoglossidae. The coding region runs from base 256 to 3228 and encodes 990 amino acids.
CUCAGGGUGGCUGCUGGGCCGUAGCAGGCAGCAUCGAGGACGGCGUGAAGGAAAGAGGAGGGCGCUGGUAAACAGCACAUACGCCGCACCGGCCACGAGAGCAGGUCUUCUGGACUAAUGAAGAGGAUGGGAUGUGGCCCUUCGCUGUCCAAAUGGUAAAGGUGACUAAACAAUAACGGGUAGAAGUCCCUCAUGCACUACAAGCGAAAUGGAGGACAUUGUGUGACGGCCACUUGAUGUUUCAAUAAGAGCACCAUGCUAUUUCCUAGCUGGACCCUGGCACUAUGUCUUUGGCACUCUAUUCUUGGCUCCCUUCAAGCCAUGUCAUUGGCCGGAAUUCAGGGAAGGCGGUCUUUGUCUCAGCCCCAGCCAAUCGCAGAGCCUGGGAACUACAGGUAUGCAGAUUCGUUCGGCAGUCUAAAGGACAGCUUCUUCUGGCCAUUCUGGACACCAGAGGGUGGAACGGGAGAGGCCAGGACUCCCUCGUUCCUUUCGCUACCCUUCGCCUUGCCCUUUGACUUAUGGAGUUCAAGCCCCAAGACUGAAGAAGAAGCCAAAAGUACCCAGUGGAGCUUGAAAGUAUCUUCCCCAGCCACGACCACUGAUUCAGAUCCAGGCCUGGAGGACAGGAAAGAUGCAUCACCUAAGACAGCAAUAGGUACCUCUUGGAAGAAUGCUAUGUCAACACCAGGGAUGACCACAGGAGUGGUCCUCAAAGGGACAAGGCUGCUGCCGUCCACUACGUCCCACAGCAUUGGUCACAGUACUUCACAUGAACAUGGGACUGACCUGCCUUGGCCAUCAAGCAGCUUCAGCAAUGAUGGUGACUCUUUCCGAGCGACUCCUACAGUCAGAGACACCACUUUACACACCGCCAGCACUGUGAAAGCCAUCACGAGGGAAGCCACACACAAUACGGUUUCAAUGCAGCCUGGCCUAGAUAAUAGGAGCACAACGCAAACUAUAUCUGCUGUCGAUCAAGAGGCUACAACAUCUCCAGGGAGGGAGCGGACAACAAGCCCAGAGUUGACGGAUAAGCCAUCCAGCACAUCAAAAGGACAAACAGGGCCAGAGACAAUGACGGCUGGUCACAGCAGAUUGUCUGAAGAGACAGGACAGCCACCAACGGCGGCGCCAUCCGUGAACACCAACUCUCCAGACGUGUCCCGGGGGUUCGAGCGGAGGGGCGGUGAAGGACGUGUGGAAGGAGAAGACCCCGGCAUCCAGUGGACCGCCACAGUUUCCUCCAUCACUGCCCUAGGGCCACUCUUUGCAGGAACCCUCCCAGAUGAGGAAUGGCCGUCAGGGAUCCCAGCCAACGAGUCGUACUCCCUGCCCGACUGCAACAUGGAUGUCAGCGGGGACUGCAACGCAUCGGAUCCCUGGAGCCCCGCCUUCCCAGAUGAGAACGCCACCACGAACCAGUCCUACAACCCCUUGCUUCUCCUGACCCCUCCGAUGUUUGUUCCCCUGUACUCGGACUGGAACUCGGCCAUGGCGACGUGGGGUGCGGCGUGGGAGGCACACGUUUAUGGCCUGGGCUCAGUCUUCACGCUCGUGGCGCUCCUCUCGGCGCUCAACCUGCUGUGCCUCCCCUACCGCUGCCCGUCAGGUUGCGGCUACUUCGCCCUGGUCAACGUCUUUCUUCUGGCAGCCGGGGCAAGCAGGGGCUUCUCGCUCUUCUACGACGCCUACAGCCACCAGGACAAGCUGCCGUUCGCCGGCACGCUCCUGCUGUACGAGGCGCCCUUCCCGUGCCUCACCGGCGCCUUCGGCAUCGUCUUCCUCCUGCUCUCCAUGCGCUCCCGCAUGCAGCUGUCCCACUCGGUCCUGCAGCACCCGUGCUUCCUGGCCACUUUGGUUCUGGCGCACUUCAUCACCACGUUUGGCUCCGUGGCGCUGCUACAGGUAUUCACGCAGCAGCCCUGCCUCUUCUUUGUCUCGCAGGGAGCCUUCGUGCUGCUGGCUGCCAUGCUCGCCACCACUUACUUCAUUUUUUACUGCUACGUGCGGGCCGACUCGAAACACAUCUACCACCUGAACAAUACCUCGCCUCCAGUCGAGCGCUACAACCGGUGCCCCUUUGCCGACGCAAAGGACUGGGAGCGUGCCGCAGCCACGGCCGUGUUGGCGGCGCUGUUCGCGCUAGCCUGCGCCGGGCUCCAGCUGUACGCCAUGCUGCACGCGCUCGGCCUCGGGGCCACCGAAGUCUUCCCACCCUGGCCGUGGUGGGCCUUCCACCUGAGCUGCCGGUUGUGCGAGGCUGGCGUUUGCCUCACCCUGGCGCUCAUCGUCAUGCACCCGCUUUACUGCUCCAGCGAUCCGCCUCACAUCGGUUGCUGGCCCAGAAUGUUCCGUGGACACCUGGCUGUGAAGUCCCCGGUGCUGCCCAACAACUACGCCUGGUCACAGCAGGAGAAGCUGGUCAUCUGCGACGCCAUCGGGCGCGGCGAGUCUGAGUGCCUGCCACUCUACACGCUGGUGGAGCACCGGCUCAGCAGCGUGGACGGGCUGGACCUGCUGUACCGCAGUAACCGUUCCCUGGCUGCCGGAGAGCUGGACCUCAUUAAGGCAAAGGCGGGCUCUCUUAGGUCCUCCCUGUCCAGCCUGCGCUUGGACAGCGACUCCACGGCCGACCUGCGCCCGCCAUCGCCCAUCGACCUGCGCCGCAGCAUCGACGAGGCCCUCUUCGGUGAAGCCCUCUUUCCCCAGAGCCUCUUCAGCACCUCCAGCAACCUGUCCCUGAACGCGAACCCCGGCUCCGAGCGCCAGGCGCUCCGGGAAAGCUCGGCCGACCACAGCCUGUACCGGACAACCUCCUGCGGGGAGAUGGAAGCUGCGCCACCCAAGGCCCUGGAACCUCGGCUCAGGGGCUCCUCGGACGCAGCUUCGUCCUCGUCUUCUGCGGGCCGCUGGCAGGACAGCAGCUCAAGUUCCAUUUUCAGGGCAUCGCUGGAUGGCUCUUCGCUGGUUCUCUGCUCCAGCCCAGAGCGGUCGGCACACGGCCACGCCUCCUUUGGCAGCAGUCGAAUCGCCCCCGGCCACCUGUCCCAGAGCAGCCUCAACCAGGUGGCGCACCUCCAGAGGGGCUACCAGACCCUGGGCUCAGCCUCGCAGGAGAGCCUGGAGCAGCCCGGCUCGCAGGACCUCGCGGUCCAGGCCGAGUUCAUUAGCGUAUGCCGGCAGAUUGACGCCCUGAGCAUCUGCAGCGACACCAUCGACCUGUAGGCGAUGCAUCCCGACAACCACGAAGCGCAGGAACUCCUUCCUGCUUCGCGAUGCCCGGAGCCUUCACCUGCACCUUGUCCACAGGACGUCUUCACGAGCACCCGAAACACCGGGCCGGGAGACUCGUCAUCUGGAUAAUUACUACGGUAAAGCAAUUAAGAGCUUCGGCAGAGAAAACCAGCGCACCCAGUAGCUGAGACCCACAAACAAGGUGCUAAUCUCAGCUCGGCCGCUCCUCGGACAGAAGACCAACCAGCGUUCUCUCAUGCACUAUGUAGCAGUGCCAAACUCACCUUGAAAGCUUCUCGGAUUUGAACUUUGCGAGACUUCCCAGAGUUCCCAGGGGUGGUUUCACCCUGUGGGCUUAAGGCAAGCGGGGGGGGGGAGUGACGUCAAGUGCCACAGAACGACA